Paramecium sonneborni is the source of this 620-nucleotide messenger RNA. The record is from the annotation of a GenBank genome assembly. NCBI's taxonomy places the organism in Eukaryota, Ciliophora, Oligohymenophorea, Peniculida, Parameciidae.
UAUAAAUUGAAUCAGCCAAAAUCGAAACCAAAAUAUUAAAGUAUAUUUAAGACAAGGAUAAAAGUGGAGCAUUUAAUAUUGUGAGGUUGUUUACAUCAUUUGAAAGAUAUGAUAAUUAUUUCAUGGUUUUUGAGAGGGUAUUUCUAAAAUAAUCAUUAAGUUAGGGAAAUCAUUAUAUGACAUAGUAAAAUAGAACAAUUAUUUUGGCUUUUCUAUGAAAUAUAUGUAAUUCUUUGCCAAGUAGAUUAUCAUUUUUGUUGCAUUCUUUCAUCAAAACUAAAUUACUCAUACUGAUCCUAAACCUGAAAAUAUACUAACUACCAAUUGUGUUAUAAACUUAUUCCCUUCAAAGGAAGACAGUAAUAUUUUAAAUUCCAUUAAAUUUAGAAUUUGGGUUCCUGAAAGAGAAAUUCUUAAAAUCAUUGAUCUUGGAGAUGCUACCUUUGAUUAUGAAUACCAUAAUCCUAUCAUAAACACAAGAUAAUAUCGUGCUCCUGAAGUUAUUAUGGGUUAUCUAAAAUGGAAUGAGAGUUGUGAUAUUUGAUGUAUAGCUUUUGUCUUACUUGAAUUUUCUAGCCUAAUUUUCAAUUUAUUAUUACAUCAAUCAUAUAGAUUAUUGA